Echinostoma caproni is the source of this 453-nucleotide messenger RNA. The record is from the annotation of a GenBank genome assembly. Lineage: Eukaryota; Metazoa; Platyhelminthes; Trematoda; Plagiorchiida; Echinostomatidae.
GCUCACCAAUUGCCUCCAGCUGAAUUGAAAGAUCGUGAAGUGAUCAUGAUCGAUAUUGGCUCUCCGGAACAGUGCGAAGCUGGGAACACACCAGAGGAGGAUCCGACCCAAUUCCGUUCAGUGAAAACAGGCCGAGGUCCUCUGUGCCCUCUUUGGUGGACUAAAGGAUAUUCCGGUCCCCUGAUGUGUGCUUACAAAUUGGUUCGAUGUGAAUGUCGAGUCCCGUUCCUCCAAGGUCGACUAGAGGCUAUGAUUCAAAAACAAGAGCGUCGACUGUUUGCAAACUUUCAUCGUCAAGUUUUCUGUUGGAUCGAUCGUUGGGUCGGUAUGACCAUCGAGGAUAUUCGUCGUUUAGAGGAACAAACACGACUGGAGUUGGAAGAAGUAAGUGUGGAUGCAAAUUCCGGGGAUAUGCCCCAGAAUUUUCACGAGAUCACUAUUUUUAUCUUUUGA